Dicentrarchus labrax (European seabass) is the source of this 2257-nucleotide messenger RNA. RefSeq names its product early growth response 2b (gene egr2b). Gene Ontology annotation, biological process: regulation of transcription by RNA polymerase II. NCBI's taxonomy places the organism in Eukaryota, Metazoa, Chordata, Actinopteri, Moronidae. The record is from RefSeq and is a predicted model, not a curated record. The transcript has 2 exons. Bases 209 to 1552 code for a protein of 447 amino acids. Gene Ontology annotation, molecular function: RNA polymerase II cis-regulatory region sequence-specific DNA binding; DNA-binding transcription factor activity, RNA polymerase II-specific.
CAGUUACUUUACACGGUGUGAACUUUAUCACCAGAGCGCAUGAACCGCACCAGCCACACUGAGCUCAUCCUCUCAGACAGACAGAGACAUGCAGUGGUGACCCACGCUCGGCUGGGUUAGACACUGUUAUUUGUUAAAAGCUUUGAGGGAAAAAGAACAGAAAGACAAGAGAGAGCCAGCAGACGCGGUAGUGUUUUUUUCCUCCACAAUGACGGCCAAAACUUUGGAGAAAGUGCCGGUGAAUCUCGGGGGGUUUGUGCAUCCCGUACCUGAGAGCGUUUACUCGGUGGAUGACAUCGCCACCAGCUUGCCGACCUCUGUGGCUAUCUUCCCCAACUCCGAUUUAGGAGCGCAUUACGACCAGAUUAAUGUGGCAGCAGAUGGCUUGAUGGGCGCAGACAUGAGUGCAGAGAAGCGGUCUCUGGACCUCUCCUAUUCCAGCGGCUUCUCUCAGCCAGCACCCCACCGCAACCAGACCUUCACUUACAUGGGAAAGUUCUCCAUCGACUCCCAGUAUCCAGGUAACUGGAACCCCGAGGGAGUGAUCAACAUCGUCUCGGGCAUCUUCAACGUGGCCCAACCACCGCCUCCUCCUCCUCCUCCCUCUUCUUCAGCGUCCUCCUCCCCGGUUUCCUCAGGAUCUCCCAAUCACUUCUCCAACGGAAAUUUGAGUUGCACCAUGGCGGCUCAGAACCAGGCAGAGAUAGACCACCACCACCACCUGUACUCCCCUCCGCCUCCUUACUCCUCAUCUGGCUGCGGGGAGGUGUACCAGGACCCCUCGGCGUUUUUGUCCACCUCUACCUGCCCCAUCGCCUCUUACCCGCCCCCAUCCUACUCUUCACCGAAGCAGCCUGGCAGCUCAGAAGCGCCGGGGCUCUUUCCCAUCAUCCCCGACUACUCGGGCUUCUUCCAGCCGGCUUGCCAGCGGGACAUGCACACGGCCGGUAUCCAAGAUCGGAAACCAUUCGUUCCAUGUCCGCUCGAUACAUUCCGUGUCCCUCCACCCCUGACCCCGCUGAACACUAUCAGGAACUUUACGCUUGGGGGUCCCGGUGGUGGCGGCUCCGAGGGAGGGCCGCCAAGGCUCCCCUCUGCCUAUAGCCCACAGAACCUGCCCCUGAGGCCAAUUCUGCGGCCCAGAAAGUACCCGAACAGACCCAGCAAGACGCCAAUCCACGAGCGGCCCUACCCCUGUCCGGCGGAGGGUUGCGACAGGCGGUUCUCCCGCUCUGACGAACUGACCAGACACAUCAGGAUCCACACUGGACACAAGCCGUUCCAGUGCCGGAUCUGCAUGCGCAACUUCAGUCGCAGUGACCACCUCACUACGCACAUUCGCACACACACUGGAGAAAAGCCGUUCGCGUGCGACUUCUGCGGCCGCAAGUUUGCCCGGAGCGACGAGAGGAAGAGACACACUAAAAUCCACCUGAGGCAGAAAGAAAGGAAGUCCUCCACUAUUUCCUCCUCGUCGUCCUCUUCGUCCAGCAGCACCGGGCUGGAGCGGCCGUCAGGCGGAAUCAGUGCAACCAACGGGAUUUGUUCAUAGUUUCUCCUGGAAAACGUUGUCACCAUGGCAGCGUGACCCACACUAACCCCUUAAAAGAAAAUAACUUUUAAAUAAUGAUUCUGAAACUGUUGUGAACUAAAGAUAGCCUAAAUACCAGGAUGAGGAGGAACUUGUGUGCAGUCGUGCGCAAUUACGCACAUCCAACUAUUCCUGCUCCAGGACUGACCGAGAGACUGACACGAAUGCACUUUGCCUGCACAGUCUACUGAACAUAAGAGUAAAUAUGGCCAAUAAUUCAUAAGAAUAUACAGGGGCGGUUGUAAUAUAAAGGGGAUUUUUUUAAUGUCGCCAGCACAUGUUGGGCGCACAACAGGCUACGCGUUUAAAUGUGAAAUAACUGCAAUAAUGUUUUGAAGAAAGAAAACUGUUUUAAGUUAUUGAAUUGACAAAAUGUUCAUUCUAACAUGUUUGUUGAUGACUAUAUUCCCCUUUAGUGCCUUGCUGUGUGUCUUUUUGAACACUGAUUGAUUCAAGGACGCUUCUAAUGCAAUGUAUAUUUGUCCUUUAAUAUGUAAAGUUUGAAGACAUUCUAUUUUUGUACACAUUUCGUCUUGUGUAACUUCAAGUUGUGGUUCCCGUGUAAAACAAUGUUGGAGUAUAAAUGUGUUGAACUCAUAUCGACUUGACAUUUUUGUUGUGAUGUGUUUUUUGAGACUUAUUAAAUGUAUGGGGAUGAUAAACACA